GGCAAAUCGUCGCGUUUGACCGCUGGUUACCUAGCGACCGAACGAAUACGUUUCCGCUUCCGGGUCAGUUAACAGUAAUGGCGGCCACCACAGAAAUAACCGGCAUGAUAAAUAUGUUGAAGUUUAUGAAACUUAUUGGACAACUCAAAAGGGUCCCACGGACCGGCUGGGUGUAUAGGAAUGUGACGAAACCAGAGAGCGUGUCAGACCACAUGUACCGCAUGGCUAUGAUGUCACUGACAAUCACUGAUCCCACAAUGGACAAGGAUAGAUGCAUAAAGCUGGCUCUGGUUCAUGACAUGGCAGAGUGCAUUGUGGGAGAUAUUGCUCCAUCAGACAACAUCAGUAAAGCAGAGAAACAUCAGAGAGAAGAGGAAGCAAUGCAACAUCUAACAGGUCUUCUGCCAGAUGGACUCAAACAGGAGAUUUUUGGACUGUGGGAGGAGUAUGAAACUCAGAGCAGUCCAGAGUCCAGGAUGGUGAAAGAGUUCGACCUUCUGGAAAUGAUCCUUCAGGCUCAUGAGUAUGAAGAGCUGGAGGGAACACCAGGAAGACUGCAGGAGUUUUUUGACUCCACCAAUGGUCGUUUCCAUCACCCACAUGUGCUUGAGCUGGUCAGAACUCUGAAUGAGGAAAGAGGACGGCAUGUGACGAAAACUGAUGAAGUAAAGAAUACUGGGAAGUAACGGAGCAGUAGCUGAAAAGUCACGCACAACUUUACCCACUUCCUCCAUUUAACCUCACCUCCAUAGUGGAGGGUGAGUCAUAUUAUUUUAUUUGUAUGUCGCAAAAUAUUUUGCUGUUGUAUUUAGUUUUAUAGUUUUUGUAAAAAGGUCUUAACUUUUUACUUUCCAAAGAUACAACAUGCACGUUGUUAUGCAUUAGUGAGAAAGACAUGACAAUUCUACUACAUAAAAUCUUUGAAUGUUACUACAGCAAAGGAACAAAACAUUUUGAAUACAUGAAAGACAGUAUGAAGACAUUUUUUAAUGUUAUGUUGAAAAAACAAAGUUAUUUUGACAACAAACAAAUAUUGUGGUCACAAAGACCAUGCUUGAAAACGUAAAGAUGCAUAUUUUUUGUCUUUUGUAACAACAACCGUUUAUAUAGUAAAAACCUAAUGUCAACCAUUGUUAAACUGUUCCGUUCGGCAAAUGGAAGAAAACAACUUCUUGGUUUUAUUGUACAGCUCUGUAUUCAGCUGUUAUUGUACAAUGUUAAUAUAUGUAUAUAUGUUCUCUCACCUAGUUUCGAUCCUGUGACAGAAAACGUUUGGUGAAUGUUUUAUGCCAUCUGUCAUCCUAUAAAGUAGUUUGUCCGAGUACAUUUGGUAUGAUUCACCAUACAAACAAAGGGUCUUUAAAACGUUUCAGCAAGUUAUAUUUGCAGAUUCAUUUAUACAGUAUUUAGGUUUUACUGUUUACACACCAAUAAAGUGGUUUAGUAAAAUUUUGA
Molecule: messenger RNA, 1455 nt
Organism: Betta splendens (Siamese fighting fish)
Lineage: Eukaryota; Metazoa; Chordata; Actinopteri; Anabantiformes; Osphronemidae
Gene: hddc2
Product: HD domain containing 2
Exons: 6
Coding region: 78-686 (202 amino acids)
Cellular component (GO): cytoplasm
Molecular function (GO): 5'-deoxynucleotidase activity
Source: RefSeq, a predicted model, not a curated record